This is a messenger RNA of Ctenopharyngodon idella (grass carp), 1097 nucleotides long. Its product is annotated as zinc-binding protein A33-like. Bases 6 to 1097 code for a protein of 363 amino acids. The transcript has 8 exons. NCBI's taxonomy places the organism in Eukaryota, Metazoa, Chordata, Actinopteri, Cypriniformes, Xenocyprididae. The record is from RefSeq and is a predicted model, not a curated record. Gene Ontology annotation, molecular function: zinc ion binding.
UGAGAAUGGCUUCUGUGAAAACAGUAUCUGUGGAGGAUCUUACUUGUCCUGUGUGCUGUGAAAUCUUCAGUUUUCCUGUUAUUCUGUCAUGUAGUCACAGUAUCUGUAAAGAAUGUCUUCAGCAGUUCUGGAAAACCAAAAAAGUCCGGCAGUGUCCCGUCUGCAGGAGAAGAUCCUCAAGAGGGGAACCUCUUUCAGAAAGUCCUUCAGGGUCUGAGGUGAUCUGCAGUCUGCACAAUGAGCACCUCAAACUCUUCUGCUUGGAAGAUGAACAGCCUGUGUGUAUUGUGUGCAGAGAUUCAGAAAAACAUUUUAAUCACAGAUUCCGGCCCAUUAAUGAAGUUGCUCUAUCUUACAAGUCUCAGUCUGAGCUCACAGAGCAGCAGAUUAAAGAGGAGUUUAAGAAGCUUCAUCAGUUUCUCAAAGAUGAAGAAGAAGCGACAAUCACUGCGCUGAGGAAGGAGGAAGAGCAGAAGAGUCAGAUGAUGAAGGAGAAGCUUGAGGAGAUGAACAGACAGAUCUCAGCUCUAUCAGACACAAUAAAAGACACUGAGGAAAAGAUGAACGCCAGUGACGCCUCAUUUCUACAUAACUUCAAUGUCACAAUGGAAAGAAUCCGAAUCUCACAGCAGGAUCCACAGAUGCUUUCUGGAGCUUUGAUUAAUACACCAAAUUACUCUGACAAGCGGGCUUUCAGAGUCCAGGUGAAGAUACAGGAAAUUCUCCAUAAUGCUCCUGUGAUUCUGGACCCAAACACUGCACAUCCACAUCUGACCCUGUCUGAUGAUCUGACCAGUCUGACAUACUUGAGGGCCCUUGAUGAUCCAGAUGCAUUUGCCUUCAUCCCCUGUGUUCUGGGUUCAGAGGGCUUUACCUCAGGAACACACUGCUGGGAUGUGGAGGUUGGAGACAAUUUAUUGUGGAUUAUUGGCAUAACCCCAGGAUCAAUUGAAAGGAAAGGAAAAGUUUCCUAUGACACCAAUGUCUGGUGUGUUUCGUAUAAAGAUGGUAAAUAUUUCUCACAAUCUCCAGAGAAACCCAACAAUCUCAUUACAGUUAAAGAGAAGCUUCAGAUUGUAUCAUGUGAGGCUCCAUAG